Messenger RNA from Ostreococcus tauri, 924 nucleotides. RefSeq names its product unnamed product. Bases 1 to 924 code for a protein of 307 amino acids. Lineage: Eukaryota; Viridiplantae; Chlorophyta; Mamiellophyceae; Mamiellales; Bathycoccaceae. The transcript has a single exon. The record is from RefSeq and is a predicted model, not a curated record.
AUGCCUCGUCGACCGCUCGCGUCUCCGCGCGAGCGCGGCCGGCGUCGAUCACCCGUCGCCGGAUCACGCGUCAUCGCGUUCGUGGCCGCCGUUGCGGUCGCCGCAUUCGCCACCGCGCGCGCCGAGGGCACGGGAUCGACGUCGAGCGCAACACCCACUCAACGCGUCGCCUCCGCGGACGCCUCCACGACGCGUCUUCGCGCCGAUUUCGUCACCGAAGACGUCGCUCGCGCCGUGGAUGUCAUAGCGUACGAGGGUCCGGCGUACGCGGGGUGUUGUCCGAACGUGGACGGCGAACACUUGGCGUGUUGCGCCGCGGGCGGAUGCUGCCCGAACACCGAGCCCGGGGGCGGAUACGGGAAACACCUGGCGUGCUGUGAGAGUAAGGGCGGGAGUGAGGCGCAUAAUCGCGCGGCCUCGAGGGUGUGGUACUCGGGACCGUCCUACGACGGGUGCUGCCCGAACGCGGAUGGAGAGAACUUGGCGUGCUGCGGCGAGAGCAAAGGGUGUUGCCCAUCGGACGGGAGCGUGCGACUCGGGUGCUGUCCGAGAUUAGCUACGGAGGGCGAGGCGGAGGAGACGGUGGAAGACGAUGUGUCGGUGGAGGAUGCGUACGAUGCCGAUGAUUUGGAGGAGAAGCGCCAAGCGCGCGCUGAGAGGGUGUGGAGACGCGAGAGGAACUGGGACGGAGCAAGCGGCGCUUCCUCGUAUGGCGAAAAAGCUGCCGAUGAGCGGAACGGUGAGGAAGGCGUCGAGUCGACGAUGUAUUUACAGCUCGCGGCUGGAUUAUGCGUCGUCGUGUGGGCCGUUGCGCUCGCGGCGGGGACGUUUUACUCUCGUUCAGAUGGGCGUGGCGAAGACGAAGAAGACGCGCGUCUAGUGCCCGCGGACAGGCGGCGACGACGCGCGUACGCCGGUUUCUGA